Amoebophrya sp. A25 is the source of this 466-nucleotide messenger RNA. NCBI's taxonomy places the organism in Eukaryota, Dinophyceae, Syndiniales, Amoebophryaceae. The record is from the annotation of a GenBank genome assembly.
ACUAGAUUUUCUUUAUCCACCACCGACCUUGUUUUACUUACGUAAAUAUAGGAGUUAGUUUGAAUUUCUAGUUGUAGGUAUCUUCUUGUUUUCGUUGAACACUGAAAAGUGCAUAAGCCAUUAUUGAAUAUAAAUGAUAUAUCAAUCUUUGUAGACGAACACGACUAGUGUAUAUUUUCAAAAAAAAAAAGAUUAUAAUCUUAGCAAUAAGCUUAAACACAUAAGUAUUGAACCUUAUCAAUUUUAAUCCAUCAUCGCAAAAACCAAGAAGAUGAAGUACAGUGCACCAACAUCAAGGUCGUCUUGUGGCCGCGUGAGCUUUCGCCCACAACACGGUGCGCAAAGGUCCCUCUCUAGUGCUGCUGGGCGUUCUCUCUGGAGGCUUUCGUUUGCUUGGAGCUUGCUCUGGCAUGGGGAUACCUUUUUCGACAGCCUCCUCUAUCACUUCGAGGAUGCUUUUCCUCGU